UUGCCAUUGGCAUCCCACAAGCUGAAUCUUUCUUAUUGGCUGGCUGCUGUGACUAGAAUGGCAUUUCCAGCAAUUUUCUCAAAAACCAAGAACAUUUAGCAAACCAGAAUACAAGAGUAAGGUAUCAAAGCUUCUUCCUUAAGUGCCAUCAUCACGGCCUCAUAGCCUGUCAUUUGCAACCAAGUCCUUGCUUAGAGAGGAAACAAUGAUCUCGUCACGACCUGAUGCUUCUAUGUCACGCCGGGUGCUGGCAAAGAAGCUUGGCUGCGCCAAGAAGGCGUGGAAGAGCUUCACCAACAAGCUACAAUCAAAACUCCACAAGCUCAACAUCCCCAAAGCUGUCGAAACAACCACCAGACACCUCCGUGCCUUGCGGAGCAAGUUCCAUUUCCUCAUCCCAUCCAAACUCCGAGCUCUCACCAAAGCUUCCUCUACCUUUCCUAGAGACCAGUUUUACAACCAUCACUAUGAGGCCUUUGAAUCCCACAUGGGCUAUGCACUAGGUAGAUCUAGCUACCAGUACCACAACAAGGUUGUUCAUAAUAAGAAUUCUGCAGCCAUACACAUAGAUGAGCUCUUUGCAGAGCCUGCCACCGUCUAUGAGGACACAAAGAAGAACCAGCAUUCAGGUGAGCAGGCAGAAACAAGCAAAGGAAAACAAGUGGUCGAGGAUAACGGUGAUGGGAAGGCUGUAGCAAGAGAUAAAAAGAGUUUGUAUAGCGUUGAAGAUGCAUGGCAGGCAGUGGUUGCUAAGUCACCGCGGCUGCGAGUGGUGGAUGAGAGGGCAGAGGAGUUCAUUACCAAGUUUAGGCAAGACAUGAAACUUCAGAAGGAGAAGUCCCUUCUUGAGUUCCAAGAGAUGUUGGCUCGGAGUACCUAAAUUGAUUAUAUAUUGAUUAUGAUUUAUUAUUAGAUUUGUUAGUUUCAUUUUUUUUCCAAUACAAAAGUUGGAAGUGAUACAAGAAGCUUUCAGGUUUGUGAGUUUUUGGCUGUGGCUUUCAGGUGAAGUGAUUGGCGCAGUGAUUCCUGCUGCAGAUAGUGUGAAGAUGUGUAGAAAACUUUUGGUUCUUUUCCUUUUAAUCUGUCUUUCUUUUUAUUUUUUUGGUUUUACACAUACAUGGAUUGCUCGUGUUGAUUGGUGUGUUGAUCGAAAACAUGAAUAAAAGAUUUUCGUUUGAGUAUUUUAAA
Molecule: messenger RNA, 1188 nt
Organism: Prunus dulcis (almond)
Lineage: Eukaryota; Viridiplantae; Streptophyta; Magnoliopsida; Rosales; Rosaceae
Exons: 1
Coding region: 206-880 (224 amino acids)
Source: RefSeq, a predicted model, not a curated record